AUGACAAGUGAAACAGUUGUUGAUGAAAAUCGAGACAAUCCUGAAGAUGGGCCUUUAGGAUUACUCUCAGAAUGUGUUAAAGACAAUGCGCAGGUUUUAAUAAACUGUCGAAAUAAUAGGAAGCUAUUGGGGAGAGUUAAGGCUUUCGAUAGGCACUGCAAUUUACUUUUAACGGAAGUUCGAGAAAUAUGGGUUGAAGUUGUCAAAGAUAAAAAAAAAAAAAAAAAAAUAAAUAAAGAUAGAUAUAUUAGUAUACUAUUUUUACGAGGUGAUUCAGUUAUUUUAAUUUUAAGAAAUCCAAAGUAA
Messenger RNA from Plasmodium vinckei vinckei, 306 nucleotides. RefSeq names its product small nuclear ribonucleoprotein Sm D2, putative. Gene Ontology annotation, cellular component: catalytic step 2 spliceosome; U4/U6 x U5 tri-snRNP complex; precatalytic spliceosome. Gene Ontology annotation, biological process: spliceosomal snRNP assembly; RNA splicing. The transcript is spliced from 2 exons. The record is from RefSeq and is a predicted model, not a curated record. The coding region runs from base 1 to 306 and encodes 101 amino acids. Lineage: Eukaryota; Apicomplexa; Aconoidasida; Haemosporida; Plasmodiidae. Gene Ontology annotation, molecular function: RNA binding.